Lycium ferocissimum is the source of this 330-nucleotide messenger RNA. RefSeq lists its product as uncharacterized. The coding region runs from base 1 to 330 and encodes 109 amino acids. NCBI's taxonomy places the organism in Eukaryota, Viridiplantae, Streptophyta, Magnoliopsida, Solanales, Solanaceae. The transcript is spliced from 2 exons. The record is from RefSeq and is a predicted model, not a curated record.
AUGGUUGAGAAACAGUUUUCUAAAAGCAUUAAAGUGUUUCAAAGUGAUGGAGGGGGUGAGUUUUCUAGCAUUGUAGGAAGCCUGCAAUAUUUGACACUGACCAGACCUGAUAUAACUCAUGCUGUCAACCUUGCUAGCCAGUUCAUGCAUGUAGAUUGGGCAGGGUGUGCAACAACAAGAAGAUCCACCACUGGCUACAGCAUAUAUCUUGGUGCAAAUUGUGUAUCCUGGUCCUCUAGGAAGCAAAACACAGUUGCAAGGUCAAGUGCAGAGGCUGUGGCAAGGUCAAGUGCAGAGGCUGAAUAUAGAGCCUUGGCUACAGCAAAUUGA